CUAACAGCAAACCUACUCGCAGAGGCAAAGGCAGAGUGGGGAAUGAGCUCAAAAAAUCAGUUUUGAUCCAGAAAUGGCGGUUUCAUCAUCCACAGUUCGAGACCUCUUGAAAGAACGAAAGCUCCCUUUCAUCUUCUCUCUCGCCCUCCUCCUGCUCCUCAUCUUCACCUUCCUUCUCAUCUCCGGCACCUCUCAGAAAUACGCAUUCUACAUCGCCGAAUCCGAAGCCGAACCCGAACCGGAAUUCAAUCUCAAGGGACAAACCUCGCUCUCUUACACUCCAAACCCUAUCACUUCCAAUUCCUCUUCCUCGUCACCUCCUUCAAAGUCGCGGCGAUCGGGCGGUAGCGAUGUGGUUCCGCAUGUCGCCGAUGAUAGAGAUGUGGAAACGGCGUCGAUUAGGUGGAAGCGGUGUGACGGCCCGGUGGCGGUUGAUUAUAUUCCGUGCCUUGAUAAUUGGAGGGCGAUCAAGGCGUUAAGGUCCAGAAGGAACAAGCAGCAUCGAGAGAGGCAUUGUCCUCGCCCUCCUCUCACGUGUUUGGUUCCGCUUCCGACGGGUUAUCGGAUUCCGGUUCCGUGGCCCAAGAGCAGGGAAAUGAUAUGGUAUAACAAUGUGCCUCAUCCUAAGCUUGUUGAUUACAAAAAGGACCAGAAGUGGGUGAUCAAAUCUGGGGAUUAUUUUGUAUUCCCCGGCGGUGGUACACAAUUCAAGGAUGGGGCAAACCUCUAUAUAGAAGCUAUAGAGAAGACAUUACCAGAAAUUGAAUGGGGAAAACACACAAGGGUGAUCCUGGAUGUUGGGUGUGGUGUUGCUAGCUUUGGUGGGUUUUUGCUGGACAAAAAUGUUAUUACUAUGUCAUUUGCACCCAAGGAUGAGCACGACGCUCAAAUACAGUUUGCACUUGAGCGUGGAAUUCCUGCUACACUCUCGGUCAUUGGAACCCAAAAGCUGCCAUUUCCAGAUAAUGCUUAUGAUUUGAUUCAUUGCGCACGAUGCAGGGUUCACUGGCAUGCCAAUGGUGGAAAACCUUUGAUAGAACUAAACAGAAUUCUUCAGCCUGGAGGGUUUUUCAUUUGGUCUGCCACUCCAGUCUAUCAAAAAGGAGCAAGGGAUAAGAAAGUCUGGAAAGCAACGGAGGCUGUGACUAAAUCAUUGUGCUGGAAGGUAGUGAAGAAAACCUUUUUCAAGUGGGCCCACGUUGGGCUGAUUAUAUAUCAGAAACCUCUUACAUCUUCCUGUUACGUGGGGCGUAGAGAGAAAAACCCACCUCUCUGUGAUCAGGGCAGUAGGCCAAAUAGCACAUGGUAUGCCCGUCUUGGCAACUGUCUUUCACAGCUUGUAACAAGGCCUGAAGAGUGGCCUAGAAGGCUCGUCAGCAUACCUCCAAGCCUACCAGAAGACGCUGAGAGUGAAGAAGCUUUCUAUGGGGACACAAGACACUGGGCUUCACUUGUCUCAGAUGUUUACCUAGGAGGCCUUCAAAUAAAUUGGUCAAGCAUUAGGAAUGUAAUGGAUAUGAAUGCUGGCUAUGGAGGGUUUGCUGCAGCCCUAGUCGGGCAGCCUCUAUGGGUAAUGAAUGUUGUUCCCAUCAGCAGUCCAGAUACUUUAUCCAUUAUCUUCAACAGAGGAUUGAUUGGCAUGUACCAUGACUGGUGCGAGUCUUUCAAUACCUAUCCUCGCACAUAUGAUCUUCUGCAUGCCAGUUUCCUAUUGGGAAAAUUGAUCCAAAGAUGUGACAUAGUAGAUUUGAGUGUGGAGAUGGACAGAAUACUGAGACCCAAUGGCGUUCUUGUAGUUCAAGACACCAUGGAUAUGAUUCACAAGCUCAGUCCAAUUCUGCGAUCGCUUCAUUGGUCAGUAGCUAUACAUCAAGAACAGUUCCUUGUUGGUAAGAAGGGAUUUUGGCGCCCAGAUGAAAAGACCAGAACAUGAAGACACACACGCCUGUAUAAUCUUUAUCCUCUUUUAUUCCUUCCCAUUGAUGUGUAGAAAUGCUAGCCAUUCUUUUCAACCAAUUAUAGGAAAAAUAUUAUUCUGAUCUGAACCUAGUGCUAAUGCUUCUAUUUUUGGCCAUUUACAAACAUUGUGAAUCUCAAUGAAACAAAUUUUACA
Ipomoea nil (Japanese morning glory) is the source of this 2113-nucleotide messenger RNA. Its product is annotated as probable methyltransferase PMT23. Lineage: Eukaryota; Viridiplantae; Streptophyta; Magnoliopsida; Solanales; Convolvulaceae. The record is from RefSeq and is a predicted model, not a curated record. Gene Ontology annotation, cellular component: endosome; cytoplasm; trans-Golgi network. Gene Ontology annotation, molecular function: methyltransferase activity. The coding region runs from base 74 to 1933 and encodes 619 amino acids. The transcript is spliced from 8 exons.